This is a messenger RNA of Trematomus bernacchii (emerald rockcod), 3164 nucleotides long. RefSeq names its product phosphodiesterase 9A (gene pde9a). Gene Ontology annotation, biological process: cGMP catabolic process. The coding region runs from base 296 to 1825 and encodes 509 amino acids. Lineage: Eukaryota; Metazoa; Chordata; Actinopteri; Perciformes; Nototheniidae. Gene Ontology annotation, molecular function: 3',5'-cyclic-GMP phosphodiesterase activity. The record is from RefSeq and is a predicted model, not a curated record. The transcript is spliced from 19 exons.
AGAGGAGGCGACAGAGGGGGGGAGCUGAGACCGAGAGGGAGGCUAAGUGACAGAGAGUGUGUGUCGGUGUGUGACAGAGAGACGGGCAGCGGGCAUGCUGUCGGACCGCUGACUCACUUUCUCCCACCCUACUUUUGUGUAACGGUGGUGGGAGUCGGACCGGAGCGGCGGCCCGGGGCCCCGAGCAGGAGCCCGGAUCAGGAGCCCGGAGGAGGGAGCAGGAGCUCGGAGGAGGAGCCCGGAGCAGGAGCAGGAGCCGCGCAGUGACGCGCCUCGCAGGCAGAGGAGAGGGAUCAUGGGCUCCGCGUCCUCCUCCUACCGGGUGAUUUACCUGGACGUGGACGGCAGGAUUCAGAAGGUGGUGUUCAGUAGAUUCUGCAGCCCAUGUGACAUCAAGGAACUGUUCUGUACAGCCUUGGGUGUGCCAAGGAACACAAACCUGUCCCUGAUGGAUCCCACUGGAGCCCUGGUGUCCAUCGACCCCACCAUGCCACACAACACAGAGAGGUCACCGUACCGGGUGGUACCUUUGACUGGAGGACAACUUGCUGAUAAAGAGGAACUCUUUCAGAAUGUACUGACGCAGGUGGCAGAACAGUUCUCAAGGGCAUUCAAGAUCAACGAGCUGAAGACCGAGGUCACCAACCGUCUGGCCAUGCUGGAGAAAAGAGUGGAACUGGAGGGGAUGAAGGUGGUGGAGAUUGAGAAAUGUCGCAACGACAUUAAGAAGCUCCGUGAGGAGAUGGCAUCAAGAAACAACAGUAACUUCCUGGAAGACAACAAGAAGCUGACUCCACGCAGAGAUGUGCCCUCCUACCCAAAGUACCAUCUGUCUAAGGAGACAGUAGAAGCUCUUAGAUUGCCUACAUUCGAUGCUUGGCAGUGGGAGCCUAAUGAGAUGCUCAGCUGUCUGGAGCACAUGUACCAUGACCUGGGCCUGGUGCGAGACUUCAACAUCAACCCCAUCACUCUCAAGAGAUGGCUGCUUUGUAUUCAUGACAACUACAAGAGCAACCCCUUCCACAACUUCCGCCACUGCUUCUGUGUGACCCAGAUGAUGUACAGCAUGAUCUGCCUCUGCAGCCUGCAGGAGAGGUUUACUCAGGUCGAUGUUUUGAUUCUUAUGACAGCUGCUGUGUGUCAUGAUCUCGAUCACCCCGGGUUCAACAACACGUAUCAAGUAAAUGCCAGAACAGACCUGGCAGUCCGCUACAACGACAUAUCCCCCCUGGAGAACCAUCACUGUGCUGUGGCCUUCCAGAUCUUCUCUCAGCCCGACUGCAACAUCUUCUCCACGUUUGACCCUGAGUCCUUCAAGCAGAUACGACAAGGCACCAUCACGCUGAUCCUGGCCACAGACAUGGCCCGACACGGUGAGAUCCUGGAUUCCUUCAAGCAGAAAGUCGACAAUUUCGACUACACAGACGAGGAGCACUCCACCUGUCUGAAGAUGGUGCUCAUAAAGUGCUGCGACAUCUCCAACGAGGUGCGGCCCAUGGAGGUGGCUGAGCCCUGGGUGGACUGCCUGCUGGAGGAGUACUUCAUGCAGAGUGACAGGGAGAAGGCUGAAGGGCUUCCUGUGGCUCCGUUCAUGGACAGAGAGAAGGUCACCAAGCCCACGGCUCAGAUUGGUUUCAUCAAGUUCGUGCUCAUCCCCAUGUUUGAGACAGUGAUGAAGCUGUUCCCACAGAUUGAGGAGACGAUGGUACAGCCACUCAGAGAGUCAAGAGACCGGUAUGAAGAACUCAAACAGAUUGAUGACGCCAUGAAUGAGGUGCAGAAAAUGAAAAGUGAGAACUUGACCAUGGGAGGGAAGAAGAAGUAAGAGGUUUUAAAAAGUGAGUGGGCAGACCCCUCGCUCCGUCAUGGCUGCAGGCUCUGGUCCCGGCGCUGCAGGAGGACGUGAUGGAGAGGAUCUGAGACAGCAGCUGUGAGACAACGUUACAAACCAGCAGGGACUCCACGACCGGACUGACAAUCCAAAGCCUUUUCAGGAAGUGUCCACAUUUGUACAGCACAGACUACUUAAGUGAACUAUAUUUAGAUACAUUUCUUGCAUUGUUUUUUAUUUGAAAUGUGUUGUUUUUUACAGAUUGUACAGAUUUUUAGUGACCCUUGUUCUUUCCUACAAAAAUUAAAUGGAUUUCUUUAAUUACAAAAUCCUGUGUGGACUGUAAGUGUCUCUGCUUAUUGUUUUUCACAAAUACUUAUCUAGGCGUUUAGACCUUUUCUGAACUCCUUACACACAUAUAUAUACACACUAUAAAAUGAUGUCAUGGUAAUGUAUCAAGUUCUAUGUAUUUACAUUUUGGCAGAUUUGAAACCACACACACACAGAGACACACAGACGCACACACAAACAAUGGAUUACUUAAAAGAUUGAACUCAUUCACUCAGUGAGACUAAUGCACCAGCGAUUACAAGGGCUAUCAUAAGGUGCUUUGGACAAAAGCUAAAUGAACACCGGUUCAACUGGAUUCACUCCUCCUGCAGCUCGGCAUCUCUCAGCUCUUUGUUUGGGUUUCACAGAACACAACGUUUGAUUCCCCGGUUCAAACGGAAACUGUUCACUGAAGACUGACUUAUACUGCACUACCUGCUCAGCAGAAAACACACAGUCACCAGCUGUGUGUGUGUUUGAGACCAACUGGUAAACAGAGUGGAGCAGCUAAAGAGACACCCAUUACCCCCAGGAGAUGGUGGAGACCAAAACUGAGCUAAAAGGAGAAUAACUAUUGGACCUACAUUCAUCAGUUCAGUGUUGUAGUCAAGUCAGUUCCGAGUCCAAGUCACAAGUCUGAGUCAUCAUGUAUUAAUCUGAGUGGAUAUAUUUGCUGUUGGUCACAAAACGUGUUCAAGUCCGAGUCCAAGUCCAAUCGUCAAUAUAAGAGUCCAAGUCCUCAUGCGCGAGACCGAGUCGCAGGCCCGGACUGGCCAACAGAAGCACUGGGUGGUUUCCCUAUGGUCUGGCGGCUGGCCCGUUAAGUGGCCUGAGGAUUUUUUAGUAUUGUGAACGCAACGCUGCCCAAAUGUGGGUCUGCCUCAAACAGGUAGACCGGCAUCAUGUAGACACACGACAUGGCCACUGUCAUACCGAUCAUACAUUAAAGCCCUGAUGGGUCUCUGUGUCAUUCAAGCUCGGCUGCAUGUGUGCAUGUGCAAAU